UCGGAGCGGACGGUGGUUAGUGUCCCUGGGAGGCCGCGGGUCGGAAGCGGCGCUAUGUGGUACCGGGUGGCGAGCAGCGCGGGCCGGAGCCUGGGCCCGGCCCUGGGCGCUCUGGGCUCCCGGCAGAAGCACAGCCUCCCGGACCUGCCGUACGACUAUGGCGCCCUGGAGCCGCACAUCAACGCCCAGAUCAUGCAGCUGCACCACAGCAAGCACCACUUGGCCUACGUGAACAACCUGAACGCCACCGAGGAGAAGUACCAGGAGGCGCUGGCCAAGGGAGAUGUGACGGCCCAGGUAGCUCUUCAGCCUGCCCUGAAGUUCAAUGGUGGGGGCCAUAUCAAUCACAGCAUUUUCUGGACAAACCUCAGCCCUAAUGGUGGUGGAGAACCCAAAGGGGAGCUGUUAGAAGCCAUAAAGCGUGACUUUGGCUCUUUUGAGAAGUUUAAGGAGAAGCUGACGGCGGUGUCUGUUGGUGUCCAAGGCUCAGGGUGGGGUUGGCUUGGCUUCAAUAAGGAGCGGGGACAGCUCCAGAUUGCUGCGUGUUCAAAUCAGGAUCCACUGCAAGGAACGACAGGCCUUAUUCCACUGUUGGGAAUUGAUGUGUGGGAACAUGCUUACUACCUGCAGUAUAAAAACGUCAGACCUGACUACCUGAAGGCCAUCUGGAAUGUAAUCAACUGGGAGAAUGUAGCUCAGAGAUACAUGGCUUGCAAAAAGUAAAACACGAUCAUUGUAUUGAAUGUGUCAAGUUCUUUAUGACUAUUUUUGUAGUAGAGUAUGAAAUAUACUAAUAAAUAUUAUAGCAUUUGUUAAUGUUGCUUAUCCACAUUUUUGAUUAAUGUUAUACAUAAUUUCAUAUUUUAAAAUUGCAUUAUUACUCCACUCUUUAAGAAUGUAAAAGCUCUGUAAUUUAGUCUUGACUGAACACUUUCUCGAGAGCCAUUAUUGAGAGGAGGUUAUAGCUGUUAUCAUAAAACCAUCAAACCUUUUCCACCCUUGUAUUUUGAAGCCUGUAAAGAAACCUUCUUAUUCCUAUUGUAUUGCAGUUUUACAAAGUCCAGUCUUUUGCCUAAGUUGUUUAGCAGUGAUGUAGAAAAUGGAGCAUUUCCCCUCUCUUUUAAGAAUUGCCCUUUUUACUAGAGAUCCCUGGUCCUGCUAGGGCUGGACGUCACCAUGGCCUUCAUUUAUGGUCACGUGUACCCAUGGUAACACCAUUUUGCCACUUAAAAAAAAAAUGUAACGGGCUGGGGAGGUCACUUAGUUGUAGAGCUCUUGCCUGACAUGUGCAAGGCCAUGGGUUCUAUCCCCAGUACCACAGAACAAACCAAUCCUUCAGAACCUGAGUGCUAAUUGAGAGGAGAUAAUUGUGUGACUGGAUUUUUCUGUAAGUAGAAAUACAAAAAGCUUUAAUAGGAAGCUUGCUUUCAAACAUAGAAGGAUAUGCGAAAUAGAAGUGUUCAGAGUGCAGAUUUGGGCACACUUAAGUGCUUUCCCUUCGUUCAGUCUUCUCAGUGUACCUCUCAUCCAGCCCUGGGCUGGAUGAGGUGGCAUCUGGUAGAGGCAAAUUAAUCUUGGGAUGGAGUCCAGUAGUGUGUCUCCUUGAGAAGUGUUUGCUUUCAAAGACAUUUUCACUUAUUCUGUACUUUGUGAUUUUUUUUGUGUGUUUUGUGUAUAGCCUCUACACCAUCUUUAUGUUGUUUUUCAAUAAAGGGAACAUUCUUCCCCCAGUAAGUGAUUCAGCAAU
This is a messenger RNA of Dipodomys ordii (Ord's kangaroo rat), 1747 nucleotides long. It is a transcript of the gene Sod2, whose product is annotated as superoxide dismutase 2, mitochondrial. NCBI's taxonomy places the organism in Eukaryota, Metazoa, Chordata, Mammalia, Rodentia, Heteromyidae. Gene Ontology annotation, molecular function: metal ion binding; superoxide dismutase activity. The record is from RefSeq and is a predicted model, not a curated record. The transcript has 5 exons. Bases 55 to 723 code for a protein of 222 amino acids. Gene Ontology annotation, cellular component: mitochondrion. Gene Ontology annotation, biological process: superoxide metabolic process.